Hyla sarda is the source of this 2430-nucleotide messenger RNA. Its product is annotated as interferon-inducible GTPase 5-like. Gene Ontology annotation, cellular component: membrane. The record is from RefSeq and is a predicted model, not a curated record. Gene Ontology annotation, molecular function: GTPase activity; GTP binding. NCBI's taxonomy places the organism in Eukaryota, Metazoa, Chordata, Amphibia, Anura, Hylidae. The transcript is spliced from 4 exons. Bases 208 to 1542 code for a protein of 444 amino acids.
CGCUGCUCAAGAGAAAAGACAUAGAUAGCGAAGUCGUGGGUGGUUCCCCACAGUAAGGACAAGGCUACUGGAUACAUACACAGCUUAGAAGCAUAGAAAAGAGCGACACCUAAUGGAAGGUGACUGAAACUUGUUUCCAUAUUAUGCAACACAGUGACACCUAGAGCAUAAUGGGAUUUUCCUGCACUUCCUGUAAAUGGCCAGCAGAUGGCGAAAAAGGUAAAAGUGCAGAACAAAAUCAGGAGACCAGAAGACGAGACACCCCUGGGUUACACUAGGAGGUCAGUUUACUUGAAAAUGGAUUUUUCUUAUAACGCCCGCACUGAAGAACUGCAGGAAAUCAAUUCUGACCACUCUUUUGAGAUGAUCACUGAUGAUGAAUUAAAAGAAAUUAACUCUGCUUUAGAAGAUGGUGACCUCUGUGAAGUAACGGAAAGACUCAACCAACACCUUAAGGAAAUAGAAAAUGCCCCAUUAAGCAUCGCCGUCACAGGGGAGUCAGGAUCAGGAAAGUCAACUUUUAUUAAUGCCAUCCGUGGUAUGGAUGAUGAAGAAGAAGGUUCUGCCCAAACUGGUGUGGUGGAGACAACGAUGGAGCCAAUACCUUACACCCAUCAGGAUUAUACUAAUGUAAGGUUUUGGGAUCUUCCAGGAAUAGGAACUCCAAAUUUUAAAGCAGCCGAUUAUCUAGAGUCUGUGCAGUUUCGUCAAUAUGACUUUUUCAUCAUCAUGUCAUCAGAACGCUUCAAGCAAAACGACAUUGACCUGGCAAAGGAGAUCCAAGCUAUGGAUAAGAAAUUCUACUUUGUUAGAUCCAAAGUUGACUCCGACUUGCAUGCCUCCCAGGUACGGAGGAAGAAGACUUACAAAGAAGAGGCCAUACUUAAAGAAAUCCGAGAUAACUGCAUUAAACAUCUCAAUGAUGGGGGAAUCGCCAAGCCCCAAGUGUUUCUCCUCUCAUGCCUGGACCUGGACAAGUACGACUUCCAUGAAAUGCAGAAUACUCUAGAAAAGGAGCUUCCGGAACACAAGAAACACAUAUUCCUGAUCUCUCUACCCAACAUUUCUCUGCCAAUUCUUGAGAAGAAGCGCGAGGCUCUGAGGAAAUACAUCUGGAUGUGGUCUACUCUUUCUUGUGCAGUGGCUGCAGUCCCAAUCCCAGGACUGUCUAUAGCUUGUGAUAUAGGAAUUCUGAUAAAAGCUAUGAAGGACUACAGAAGUGCCUUUGGCUUGAAUAAGCAGUCACUAGAAAGGUUGGCCGACAAGUGUGGUAAAGAUGUCAGUGAGUUACGAUCUGUGAUAAAGUCCCCUUUAGUUAUACAAGAGAUAAAUAAAGAACUUGUCAUCAAAUUACUAAGCAAAGGGGUCGUAGGGGCUCUCAUGGUAGUUGAGUAUGCUGUAAGCAAUAUCCCAGUGCUAGGUAGCAUGGCAGCAGGGGGCAUCUCAUUUGGUACCACAUACUGGAUGCUCCAUGGAUUCCUUAAAGAGAUUGCUGAUGAUGCAGUGAGAGUUCUUAGAAAGGCAUUAGAGUCAGACGUGUAAGAAUAUUUCUUUCUAAGAAUAAGAUAUGGAAUAAAACAAAAGUUUUAUAGAUAGUAAUUAAUAUCCGGUUAAAUGAUUUAUAUAGGGUGUAAGGCAAUAAAUUAAUUCCAAUUUGUUUACCUUGUAUGCACGAGUUCACUAUUGUUCCUUUGACUUCUUGAAUUUAUCCUUUUUUUUUUUCAUAUAGAAAAUUAAAGAGAAUUUGUCAUCAGUAUUGUCCACACUAACCUGUGGGUAGAGGCUUGUAGUGAGGUUGACACCAAUGAAAAUGAUACUUGAAGUUCUUGGCUCCAUGCCUCAGUUCGUCUGUAAUUCCCGUUAUUAGGUAUAUGCUAAUGACGUCCAGUCGGCAUCCUCAUAGUAACGUCUCCUCCCCUGUGCUGAGGCUCCUAUGCUGCAAAGUGGAGCUCCACUCUGCAUCUAGACUCUGUCCUCUGCUGUGAAAUCUCUCUUGCGCGCAGAGCGGUUUUAGUAAAUUUUGGCUGUGGCUGCCGCUAUUGCGCACGCAAAGGGUCUAGUUGCAGAGAAGAGCUUCAUUCUGCAGCGUAGGACGUGUUUUGGUCUUCACUCCGUCAAUCUUUUUAUGAUGUUUGUGUAUUGAUUUGUCUAUUCUCAUAAAGGGAGAGGUAUAGUAUUACAGCAAUCUAGCAAUCUUCUUAUAGGGAGUUAAUUUUUUGUAGGUUUGAUCGGUUAAUUUUUUGCCUUCCAUGCAAUGAUGUAUUUGGGUCAUAUGUAGGUGUAUAUUUUGUGGUAAUGUCAGUAACAGGGGUGGGAUUGUGGCUACCUAUGAUUUGUUUAGUGUAAUUUCUACUUAAUUUAUUAAUCAUGUAGUUUUAUAAAAUGUAAAUUGUAAUAUUAAAGCAUAUUUAUUUCCAGAUAUUUGUUUGA